Cryptomeria japonica (Japanese cedar) is the source of this 3072-nucleotide messenger RNA. Its product is annotated as protein DETOXIFICATION 42. Gene Ontology annotation, biological process: transmembrane transport. The record is from RefSeq and is a predicted model, not a curated record. Gene Ontology annotation, molecular function: xenobiotic transmembrane transporter activity; antiporter activity. NCBI's taxonomy places the organism in Eukaryota, Viridiplantae, Streptophyta, Pinopsida, Cupressales, Cupressaceae. The transcript has 15 exons. Gene Ontology annotation, cellular component: membrane. The coding region runs from base 899 to 2587 and encodes 562 amino acids.
ACAUUAGGAUUUCAGAUUUUCUUUUUGUUCGUAUUGAAAAGCCUUAUAUGUCAUGUCAAGAAGAUUCUUUGCCUAUUUCAUCUUAAGCAUGUACCCUAUACUCAACAAGCAUAUAUACAGCGUUCAUGUAUGAUUUCUCAUAAACCCAACUGUAUAUGCUAUGUUCAGAAGCUAGCUUACCCAUGUCAAGCACAAGCACAUACAGAACACCAACAUAUGGCCAAAUAUAGCCACGUAUCCUGUAUAUAUGUAUGAUUUUAAGGUUGCUCACAAACAAACAAACAUUUGUUUAGGCAUCAUAAGUGGGCUUGCCUGAUUGCAUACAAUUGUGUGUGGGCGUAUGCUACAAUACCCACAUACAGGCGAAUGCACAUGUGUAUAUGUUUGCUUGAAUUUAGUCGUGUGUGAGGGGUGUGUGGUGUGAGAGACAUACAGGCACACGUUUAUAUGCAGUCCUGUGUGCUGUUAUAGAUAUGUGGGGGAGAGAGUGAGACGAGGUCAGCGGAGAAACCUGCAGGCCAUUAGGGGCCUAUAUAUGACGACUUCUUGCAAACUAUGAUGAGAAAAUGUUUGGUUACAAGUGUAGAGCAUUGUAGACGGUUUUUUAUGAGAACUUGGGAAGUGAGUAGACAUGGAUUUGUGCCUUUGGGGUUCACUUAAGGUGUUCAUUGUUUCAUCCAUGGGGUCCCAAAAUUGCAGGUCGAGUCAUUUAAUCUCGCUUAUUGCUGCUUGCUGAUAAACGCGGACUCAUAUUAUCUAUGAACUUGGUUUUUAUCACACAGACAGGUUUCUUUUGGGUUCUCAGAGUUCAAUCUGACCAGUACAAGGGUGUGCUAAUGUACAAACAACAGAAGCCAGAAUUUUCUUUUAUUCAUCUUUGACAUUUGUUCUUGCAAAAAUGGCUUUCGAAUUGAAUUCAGAGAAGGUGAAUCUAUAUCCAUCAAGACAUAGGAACCGCUGGAACCCACUCAGAAUUUUCUUUCAGGAUUGCAGGAGUGUUCUGAAACCGGAUAAUCUUGGCCGGGAGAUUGCACAAAUUGCAUUUCCAGCAGCAUUGGCAUUAACAGCUGAUCCUCUUGCUUCCCUCAUAGACACAGCAUUCAUUGGAAGGAUAGGCACCAUUGGAGGACCUCUUGAGAGAGGGUCACAUUCACCAAAUACUUUAAUGUUUACGGAAGACAGUUUGGCUGAAUUUGAGUUGAAAGGUUGGCUCUCAGGACCCGUGGAGCUUGCUGCUGUGGGUGUUUCUAUUGCAAUUUUCAAUCAAGUUUCAAAAGUAUUUAAUUUUCCCCUUGUAAGUGUCACAACAUCUCUAGUGGCUGAAGAAGAUGCUACUAUUGAGAUGUUUGCUCUGGAGUCUCCGUUGGAUAUUGAGAAGCCUAUAAAGGAAUCUCUAACUACCGAUGAGAAAGAAGUACAAAUUUCUACUACUUAUGGCUCGGAAUCAAAAGGAAACACUGCAAAGGUGAAUAUGACCUUGGGUUCAACAGUAACUGAAUCAAGUAUUGAAAAGAGAGUUCUCCCAUCAGUUUCCUCAGCAUUGGUAAUUGGUGGAGCUCUCGGUAUUCUACAGGCUUUUAUCCUGAUUCUUGGAGCAAAUCCCAUCUUGAACAUUAUGGGUGUAAGCGCAGAAUCACCAAUGCAAUCUCCUGCUGUGAAGUAUUUGAAAUUGCGUGCACUUGGUGCUCCAGCAGUAGUCAUAUCACUUGCAACACAGGGUGUUUUUCGAGGGUUUAAGGACACAAUGACUCCUUUGUAUGCAACAGUUGCAGGUGAUAUAUCUAAUAUUGCCUUGGACCCAAUUCUUAUAUUUCUUCUUUCACUCGGAGUUACUGGUGCAGCUAUUGCUCAUGUUGUAUCUCAGUAUCUUAUUGCUUUUAUUCUUUUAUGGAGUUUGCACAAGCGAGUUGUUCUUUUGCCACCUAAAAUCUCUGACCUGCAAUUUGAUCGGUUUUUUAAAAAUGGUCUUCUACUACUUGCAAGAGUUACCGCUGUAACAUUUUGUUUGACUUUGGCAGCCUCCAUGGCUGCACGACAAGGGCCAGUUCCAAUGGCAGCAUUUCAGAUUUGCAUGCAGAUUUGGAUGGCAACUUCUCUUCUUGCAGAUGCUUUAGCUCUUGCUGGACAGGCUAUCCUGGCAACUGCUUUUGCAAAAGCUGACCUCGAGAAAGCAAGGAGCACUGCUGCCAGGACAUUGCAGAUGGGGAUGGUUCUUGGAAUUUUCCUGGCUAUGGUCCUUGGAGGGAGCUUGCAUUUUUUAUCCAAAUUGUUCACUAAAGAUAUAGAUGUCUUAAAGAUGACCCAAAUUGGGAUUCCUUUUGUUGCAGCAACUCAACCACUCAACGCUAUGGCAUUUGUUUUUGAUGGCAUUAAUUUUGGAGCUUCCGACUUUGCUUAUGCAGCAUAUACAAUGGUUUCCGUAUCAAUAUUUACCAUUCUAUGCUUAUUGGUAUUGUCUCCACUUUGGGGCUUUGUUGGCAUAUGGGUUGGGUUGACAAUUUUGAUGACGUUGCGGAUGUUAGCCGGCGUAUGGAGGAUAGGAACUGCAACUGGACCUUGGAGGUUUCUCAAAAAUUGGGAAAUUUAAAAGCUGAAAUAAAGCCUUUAAUUUCUUAGCCAGGCGAUCUUCCUUCAUUUUUGUGCUGCCUUGCUGACAUAAUAACAAGGAAGGACUUGAAGAUUAAUGUCGAUUGAGUCUGGAGACUUGAGGCCACUUGUAUGCAAUGUUUACUUAUGAUAUUUGGACUCUCUUUCAAGCAGGUUCUCAAGAAUCUUGUAUCCUUCAACAUGUAUAGUACGAAUGUUUGCGUCUCUGUCACUUUUUUAAUUCUCAUGUAGCUACAAACAAAAAGGUAUCAUAGAAUUAGGGAGGUUGUCAAUCAUGGUCUGUUUCAAAAUACCAGAUAUGAGGGUAGGUAGAUGAGAAUAAACUGAUAUAUGUCAGAAGACAAAUUUCAUAUAUUUUGGCUAUUGCCAGAGUUGCAUACAAAUCAGGGAAUUGGAGCACUUACUCAUGGGAUAUAAGGUCACCUCCUCCUGAUCUUUUGAUAUGAAUAAAAAAGAUUAAGCAUA